CCAAAGCUAUCGGACACGGAGGUUGUGUCGCUCCUCCGUCGGUAUACAUCGCGAUGUUACAAAAAAAUCUCUAGUUACGUCUGUAUAGACGAUAUCAUUAUGUUUCUUGCCAAUUUUGGAAAGAGUUUCAGCUGAAUUGGGUUUAUUUGUAUUAUUAAUAGUAUUUAAACUAUGUGUUGUGAACAUCGUGCUGUAAGUGACGGUAAUCAGUAGCGUCAAGCAUGGUCGCGGGACCAAUUAAAACAGAUAAACGUGCAUGGAACCAGUUCAAGAGUAUAGUGCUUUUGCAUCUUUUGUUCACAUUGCCUUUAGAUACAAAAGCGCAAAGUCGUGCCCCGCGUAUCAAAGAACACCCAGCUGACACUAUCGUUGGAAGGAGUGAACCAGCGACCCUGCGAUGCGUUGCCGAAGGGAAACCAAAACCGAGCAUACAGUGGUACAAAGAUGGCUUGCCGCUGGCUCCGACGGAUCAUCCUCAUAGAGUAUUGCUUGAAGAUGGCUUGCUGUUUCUUAGGGUUAUGCGUGGUAAAAAAGAGAGCGAUGAAGGAGUCUAUUGGUGCGUCGCUAAAAAUUCUGUUGGAGAUGCAGUUAGCAAGAAUGCUACACUUAUUAUUGCUGUUCUACGCGAUGAAUUCAGAACUGAACCUCGUGACGUAAAGGUGGCGAGUGGUGAAUCAGCCUCAUUAGAAUGCUUACCGCCUAAGGGCGUGCCUGACCCUUCUGUUCAUUGGACUAAGGAUGGACAUAGUCUGGACGUUGAGGAGGUUAAUGGAAGGAUAUCAGUUGUAGAUGGUGGUAACCUAAAUAUUCUAGAAACUCUUCCGUCAGAUAGCGGUGUUUACCGAUGUGUGGCAUCAAAUGUGGCAGGGGAAAGGCAGUCACGUCCCGCCACCCUACUUGUAUUACGUAGACCACAUUUUCUAGUCAAACCUAAUAAUAUUACCGCUUUGCUUGGACAGAAUAUUGAGUUUCAUUGUCAGGCUUCGCCAGAAUCAGAUGUCUCAGUAUCGUGGUCUCGGGAUAAUGGGUCCCUCUCACCAUAUGCUAUAGUGCGACGAGGUUCUUUAAGAAUAGAUAAAGUUACAUCUUCCGACACAGGACUUUACACUUGUCGGGCUGAAAGUCAGGCUGGAACAAGUGUUGCCAGUGCUUCGCUAACUGUUCAUUCAUUACCACAUUUCACACGGAUGCCUUCGGAUCAAACAGCUUGGGAAGGCGAAGCUGUGUCAUUUCCAUGUGAAGCGGAAGGAUCACCGAAACCAUUAAUCUUUUGGACUAUGGAAGGCUCUCAGGAAUUAGUAUUCCCAAAGACAAGUCAUCACGGAUCUUUGUACAUAGAUAGGAUAACAACGCAGCACGCCGGGAGAUUAACUUGUGUUGCUGUUAGCGCAGCGGGAAGCGCUUUUCAUACAGCCACUUUACAAGUGUUAAGACGAGAAGCCAAUUCGUUUAAUGGAGAUUUAGACUCAUCCUCACCUUACCCGGAAUUGAGUAAGCCUCAAAAUCAUCCGCCUAUGACACAAUACGAGCUAGUACAAGCGAGAAGAUAUUUACAACAAGAUGUUUUAGUUCUGAGGAGAGUUGAAGGAAUUUCCGCUACUACACUAAAAAUUGUUUGGGAUGUUAUAACAGAUUACAACGAGUACUUAGAAGGAGUGAAAAUUUGGUUUAACGGAACAGCUAUAAAUAAACCAUACUUAUUAGAACUACAAAACACUCAGUAUUCAAAUACUUCCAUUGACAGUUUAGCAGAACUUUCUAAACAUGAAAAUUUUACGAUGGCUACUGUACAUAAUAGCGGGUCGUCAAGCCAUAUACUAACGGGACUGAUUCCGUAUGCCCAGUACGAUGUAUUUUUGAUGCCAUUUUAUAAACUUCUACUUGGAAAACCAUCAAAUAUGAAAACUGGACUUACUGAAGAAGAUGUUCCAUCAGCGCCGCCUCAGAGUGUUUCAGCGGGAGUGAUAAAUGCGACGUCGGCCUGGAUUCGCUGGGACCCGCCUCCCGUGCAUACUUGGAAUGGCGAGCUGUCUGGUUACUUGAUCGAGGUUAGAGUGGGUGGUGGCAACGGAGGUCGUGUAGUCGGUCAAAUGUCAUUGGGUGCCAAGACACGUGCUGCCGCAGCUAGUUCUUUGAGGACUGGAGGUCGGUACAGUGCACGGGCUGCAGCUGUCACUCAUAGAGGUCAUGGACCUUUCAGUCCCCCAGCACAUAUUCACAUGGUGCCGACACAAACUCAGAGACACUAUGUGCAAACGGAACCAGCAACCGACAAGGCAAUAUUGUCAAUGUUCCAAGAAACUUGGUUGCUAGCGCUGAGCGCUAUUUUGCUUGUGCUAGUUCUAGUUGGUGCGGGAACGAUUGUGUUUAUUCGACGACGCCGGUCAAAGCAAAGAAAGAGUCAGAAAUCUACUAGAACGGCAAUAACAAAUGCACAGCAAUGUUUACUAGGAAAAGAAGCGGUAUGGCUGCGAGAAAGGCCAACGUUUGAAGGUUCUAAUGAACCCCGAAUAGAGGUGUUAAGUUGCCACCAAAGUUUAUUGCACGGUGGUCAUUCCGUUGGAACUAUGGCUACGGAAGCUGAGUAUAGUCUUCCACAACAUCCUAGUUCUAUGACGGCCAUGCCGCAGGCAGACCAGAAAAGAAUCGCACCAGAGCCAUAUGCUUCUUGUGCUAUAUAUACUGAAUUAAAUUACCAGGAUCAUACAGACGUAGAAGACUCUUGUAUGAAAUGUGCUGUAAGUCCAGGCUCUUACGAUAAUAGUAUGGUUAGAUCAUUCGAUGACAGCAACCAAUUCUCCAACGAAGAUUGUUCAACGUGUUGUCGGAGCAGUAGUUCAACAUUAACAAAAGAUUUUAGUGAAAUGACAAAAUGUGGGAACGAAGUCGAUGAAAUUCAAGAAAUACCAGUAGACGAAUGUCCAUCUUGUAGAACACAUGCUUCCAGAUCUUCUAGUCACCAUGAUGGUAAUAAAGAAUGGGCUGUGGUUGAAGCGGAGUACGAUUAUCCCCAGUGGCAUUGGCUGGGUCGGGAAAACAGCUUUAGGCAAGGAACUCAUGAUUCGAGGUAUUCAAAUGCUGGAAUGAGUGAUAAAAAUUUCAGGAUGAACUUGUGUGAUAUUCUACCACCUCCGCCGUAUGAAAGAGAAUCGCCUUACCGAGAAAUGCGUGCGCUCGCCAAUCUCUCAGGUACAUCAGGUUGUUCAGGACAUUCUUAUCCAAGUUAAUUUUAUUUUUGUCAUAUUGACAUUAACUCAAAACUUAUAUCACUAGUACGUAACCGAAGCAAUAUUACAUUUAAGUGGAUUGUAAAUAUGUAUUAAAGUUUUUUGCAUAUUUAUUAUAGAUAGAAAGGAGAGGAAAAGAUAAUUGUCGAGUAGAAUUGUUCUCAUUUAUCAACUUUACUUAUACCUAAUAACAAUCUAAAAGCUAUGGAGGUACUUUCAGUGAAAUGUUAAGCAUACGUGAUUCCUUUAGAACUAUGUCUUCCUAUUAUAUUUACCUGACUUGCCAGUAAAAUAUGGAUAAGUUAAUGUGAUAUAACAAUUUGCUCGACAAACAAUCUACCUUGAGAUGGAAUUUGAGGUCGUAGUAUUGUGAAUGUGUUUUCAUAUAGACUGCCAUAUUAUCUCGUAGGUUUCUCAUCUCUAUAGUGACUGUGAUAUAGUAUAAUUUGGUAUUCGAUUGUGUUUUGUAUAUAUUUUGCAAUAUUUGAUAUCCUUAUACAAUUUUAACAUACCUAUUUAUUGUGUGUGGUCAAUUUAGUAUUCCAAAUGAACCAAUUUAAUAACCUCUUUAAAUAUCACAGCUGAAUAAUAUUUUGUAAUAAUCGGAAACUAAUUCCUGCUCCAACAAGUUUUAAGUAUAAUUUGUACUUCGCAAAAUCAGUCCAUAAUAAUAAA
Molecule: messenger RNA, 3902 nt
Organism: Hyposmocoma kahamanoa
Lineage: Eukaryota; Metazoa; Arthropoda; Insecta; Lepidoptera; Cosmopterigidae
Product: roundabout homolog 3-like
Exons: 17
Coding region: 222-3227 (1001 amino acids)
Biological process (GO): homophilic cell-cell adhesion; axon guidance; dendrite self-avoidance
Cellular component (GO): plasma membrane; axon
Molecular function (GO): cell-cell adhesion mediator activity
Source: RefSeq, a predicted model, not a curated record